CUCAACCGAAGAUCCAUUUGAUUGUACACAGCCUACCCUCUUGGACCUCAGACUCUGGUUGAGAUUGUGCAGAAUGACGCACCGACUUUUCGACGGGCUGGUCCUCCCAGCGUCUGCGGAUUUCCACGUCCAUCUUCGUGACGGUGCUAUGCUCGAAGCGGUCGCUCCUACAAUCAAGCAGGGUGGUGUCGAGACUGUGUUUGUCAUGCCCAACCUCAUCCCACCCAUAACCACGGUCGAGCACGCCUUAUCUUAUAAGCAAUCUAUCUCCAAGUACACCGAUGCAAAAUGUUUAAUGUCAUUGUACCUGCACCCAUCCGUCACGCCCGAUACGAUCCGCCAGGCCAAACAAUCCGGUAUCAUCUACGGCGUCAAGUCCUAUCCAGCAGGCGUAACCACCAACUCUGCCUCGGGCGUUGUCGAUUACGAGCAAUUCUACCCCGUCUUCCGGGCCAUGGAACAGGAAGGCCUGGUCUUGAACCUGCACGGCGAAGCACCACCCGCAGAAGACAUCACGGUGCUCAACGCCGAAGAAGCGUUCCUCCCCACACUCCUUGAUCUGCACCACCGGUUUCCGAAGUUGCGCGUUGUCCUCGAACACUGCACCACGGCCGCGGCCAUCGAGGCUGUGAAGCAAUGCGGGGAUAAUGUCGUGGCGACGAUCACGGCGCAUCAUCUCAGCCUGAUCGUGGACGACUGGGCAGGCGAUCCGAUUAAUUUUUGCAAGCCCGUCGCGAAGUUGCCGAGGGAUCGGCUUGCGCUGUUGAAGGCCGCGACCAGUGGGGAUGAGAAGUUCUUUCUGGGCACGGAUAGUGCACCGCACCCGCUGCGCGCAAAGAAGGGUGGGUUGGACUUCGAGGUAGGGAAGUGUGCGGCGGGUGUGUUCACGCAGCCUUAUGCUACGCAGUACGUGCUGCAAGCUUUUGAAAGAGCGGUAGAAAGGGGCAUGAUUGAGAAAGAGAGGGUGUCGCAAGAUGUGCUGGAGGGAUUUCUAGGCGGCUUUGGACGGAAAUUCUAUCGUAUAGAGGCUAGUGGGGCGAAGAUCAGGAUUUCGGCCAGCGAGGAGAAAGUUAUGGAGAAGGUGGCUGUUCAGAGUGCUGCAGCGAAUGCGGCGGGAGAUGUCAUCGUUCCGUUCAGGAGGAACAGCCCGGUCUAUUCUCUCGAGUGGCUGGCUAAGGAGUGAGUUGCUUCCUAAGACUAUGAACCUUUUGCCAGGACUGGACAGAGGGCAGGAGCGGAGACUGCAUACAUUCCGCGAUCAUACUGCUGCGUCUUCAAUUCGCGCCGAGUUGAAGAACUUUUGGAUCAACAAAGCCGCAGCGACGCUGACGUUCAAGCUGUCAAUGUCUCCAACAUCCGGUCUUGCGUUCGGUAUUCCGACCACUCCGUCGACGAGGUUAUGCAUGAAACUUCGAACACCGGUCUCUUCGUUGCCGAGGACGAGGACACAAGGAUACUUCAACAAGGCACCUUCGGGUUUCAAUGGUCCGACCUUGUUGAACUUUCGAGUGUUAUGGCUAUUCCAAUCACCAGCAGCCUCAGAUGCAUCAGCAGCAAAGAACUUCCAGCCAUUUUCACGAGAAGAUUUGAUGAAUUCCCCCUCGGACCUGACAUGCAGGAUUGGCAUAUGUUCCAGUGCGCCUGCCGAGGCUUUCAGAGCAUUGGUGCUGCCUGCUGCAGAAGCGGUGCCGUGCUCGGGGAUAAGUAUGGCGUCUACACCGAGAAACCAGGCUGAACGUACGAUUGCGCCAAAAUUUCCGGUGUCGGUGAUGCGGUCCAGUAACAGCAUGAAUGGAUAACGGUGAGCCGGACGAUGUGGAUGUAGACGGUUACUGGCCACGUAGUUCUCGAAGGCGAAGACCUUUUGAGGGCUAUGGGCUUGUUCCUGCUUUGCCCAUCCAAUGGUAGCAGAAAUGUCAUCGUCGGGUCGCUUGACGGGAGGCAAGGCCGUGACGGGUAAUGGAGAGAGCGGCGACGUCUCCAUCAAUAUCCCAUUAUGCGGUCGUCCACCGGUAGCUUUGCUGAAUUUGUUCUUCCAGUCACGACCCCGAACCCUUUCGACAC
Exophiala xenobiotica is the source of this 2064-nucleotide messenger RNA. RefSeq names its product dihydroorotase, homodimeric type. The transcript is spliced from 2 exons. The record is from RefSeq and is a predicted model, not a curated record. Gene Ontology annotation, molecular function: dihydroorotase activity. Bases 74 to 1183 code for a protein of 369 amino acids. Gene Ontology annotation, cellular component: cytoplasm. Lineage: Eukaryota; Fungi; Ascomycota; Eurotiomycetes; Chaetothyriales; Herpotrichiellaceae. Gene Ontology annotation, biological process: 'de novo' pyrimidine nucleobase biosynthetic process; pyrimidine nucleotide biosynthetic process.